Messenger RNA from Sabethes cyaneus, 1806 nucleotides. RefSeq lists its product as uncharacterized. The coding region runs from base 1 to 1806 and encodes 601 amino acids. NCBI's taxonomy places the organism in Eukaryota, Metazoa, Arthropoda, Insecta, Diptera, Culicidae. The record is from RefSeq and is a predicted model, not a curated record. The transcript is spliced from 2 exons.
AUGGCGAAAGAAUUAUGCGGCGAAUGCAAAAUCGAGAUUAAUGAUCUUGAACCGAUCCGUUGUGGCUUUUGCGAAUCAGGCUUCUACAUAAACCAACAAUGCUGUGGAUUCAACAGCCGGGUUUGCAAAGAACUGUUUGCGCAGGGCAAGAUACUCUUUAUUUGUCCCAACUGCCGUGAUAUACUGAACGGCCGAUCGAUUGCUUCGUAUGUAAAGGAAUUGCAAGAGAAUGAAUCUUCUCUUCCGCCACUGCCUGUUAAUUUGCCGGCUCAAGUACAAAAACUGACCGAGAUAGUUGAGGGAUUGAGUAGAAAGUUUGACGGCAUAGCGAACAAGCCAACGAAUGUUAAAUGCGUGGCCGGUACCCCUACAAAUUUAUCGACUACACCAGUGUGGCCUCAUUCCGAUCGUGAUACCACAAAUAUUUGGAUAUACCAUCAGAUUGUGCGCGGAUUAAGAACCAAGAUCGAUGAUGUUUUUUUGGCGACCAACGACUGCAACUUCGAUGUCAUCAUAUUCACUGAAACUGGGCUCGACGAUAGUAUUCUAUCUCUUCAAUUAUUCGGCAAUGCUUUCAACGUUUUUCGAUGUGAUCGCAGUCCACUAAACAGCAACAAACGUUCAUUCGGUGGUGUUCUGAUUGGCGUCGCACGGCAACACCCGAGUGCGAUCUUUGAGACUGCACAAGGCAGCUGUCUGGAACAGAUAUGUGUGAGGGCGACAAUCAAUGGAAUGAAGCUACUUUUGUGUGCCAUAUAUAUUGCCCCAGACAAACGAAGUGACUUAUCUAUCAUUGAUUCGCACGUCGCUUCCGUCCGAGAUUUCUAUGAGAGCAGCGCUGCGGAUAGUACUGUAUUAGUUUGCGAUGAUUAUAACCAACCCCGCAUAGCUUGGAACUAUUGUGAUGGCAUUAUAACACAUAACGGGACUACGCAUCUCACAACUGCUUGUGCUGCACUGGUUGGUAUGGAUUUUUUAAAUUUGAACCAAGCAAACUUACAUCGUAAUCAUCUCGGACGCGUGCUUGAUUUGGUAUUUCAUUCUGCUGAGUGUGAAGUUAAGAUAGAUUUGUGUGAAGCUCCUUUGCUGCUGGUUGACUUGCACCAUCCCCCGCUAGCGAUUUCGAUUCCUGCCAAUAUAAACCAAUGCGCUGUUCGUUCCGAAGCCACAUCGGCGAUGCGUGAGCUGAAUUAUCGCAGAAUUGAUUAUGCCGCUUUUUCCGAGUAUAUUUCGUGCGUUGAUUGGCAUGUUCUACUGGACAGUAAUGAUGUAAAUGCGAUGGCAGAAAACUUUUGUACAAUAAUCCGUUCAUGGCUCAACGAAAAUUUGCCUUUUGCUAGACAGCCAUUCUCCCCGGCGUGGAGUAACCGUCGUCUGAGGGAAUUGAAACGGAAACGAAACACAUGUUUGCGCAACCUUCGCCGGUUGAGAUCAACUGAAACCAAGUUUAAUUUCAAGCGUUCAAGCGAUGACUACCGUAGGUUAAAUGCUAGUCUGUAUAAUUCGUAUGUGCUGAGAGUUCAAACUGAUCUGCGCCGGAAUCCAAAAAAGUUUUGGACUUUUGUAAACACAAAACGUAAAUGCCGCUCGACUAUUACGGAUGUGUACUACGAUGAAGUGGAAUCCUGCUCAGCGUCUAGUUCAUGCGAGCUAUUUGCUAAAUUUUUCUCCACGGUAUUUGCUUCUGAAGUUUCUCCUGAAGAGGAUGUUAUGCGUGCCGCAGAAAGCGUUCCUGCCGAUUUAAUCGAUCUCGAUAUUUUUGAAAUUACUAACGAUAUGAUAAUAACUGCUGCGAAAAAGUCUUAG